AUGAAUAAGGACGAGUUACUGCAGCACUUGGUGAACACGUUGUCUCCCGACAAUGCGUUGCGGAACUCCUCGGAGCGCAGCUUAUUGGCGGCAUUGUCUCAACAGGGUGUUUUGAUCAACUGCUUGGAACUGUCUUCGGAACAAACCCUUCCUCUACACAUCCGGUUAGUGGCAAUCACGUUUGUCAAGAACCGGAUCCGUCAUUCUUGGUUCAUCACAGACCGCUCCCCGGAGCCAUUGUUGUCACAUAGAAUUGGUUCAGAGGAGAAAUCUGGGAUCAAGUACCAACUUGUCUCCUCUCUUCUUACCAACACCGACAAUCAGACAAUUCUCAAACAGGUCACCUCCUCAAUGGAGCAUAUACUUAGAUUAGAGUCGGGAUGGGACAGAGAGCUGACAGAAUCGGCAUACAAGAUGUUGAACGAACAUUCAGACGAUUUCAAUUACGUGUACGCGAGCUUAUUGCUGGUUCAUCAGGUCUCUAAAUGCCACCGUUUCGAUGUCGCAGAUAGUCGGUCUUUCAUAAACUCGCUGGUCUCCAGGUUCUUCCCGGCAUUGGAGACGCUUCUGGAGUCGUAUAUUCCGCAGAUAACCGCAAACGCUCAAAUGGGUCAACUCAUACAUGUGAUUCUGAAAAUCUACAAAUACUGCACUUUUACCGAGAUCCCAUCCUAUUUUGAGAAUGAUUUGAAUCUGCUGAGCAAAUGGUGCGGGUACAUGUUCCAAAUCAUCGACCUGGAUACAAAGAGCCUUGCUGACUUGGACGUUUCGGAGCGUUCGUUGCAACCUUUGGUGAAGUGUCAAAAGUGGUCGUUCUACAAUUUGCACAGACUCAGAAUAAGACACUGUACCAACGAUGCUAAACCCGCUCUGAAACAGAAUUUGAUCACCCACUUCUUGCCUACUAUUUUGCAACACUACUGGACGGUGAUCGGCAAAUGGUCGCAGUCCCGUUCCGACAACUGGCUCAGCGAGGCUUGUCUUUAUCACUUAGUUUCCUUCAUUGGCGAGUGUUUGCAAUACGACGAGAUUUGGGGAUCAAUUAAAGAUCAGCUGAAUCCAAUCCUCAACCAUAUCGUUGUUCCGAUGCUUAGUGCUUCGGAGGAAACCGUGGAGCUUUUUGAGGACGACCCGCAAGAAUAUCUUAGACGGUACUACGACAUCACUCAUGAUUCCAAAACUGCAGACGUGGCUGCAAAUGAGCUGAUGUACACGUUGACCGCUAAGCGGUUUGACGAUUCACUUUACGUGGUAAUGAAUAUUCUGAACGACAUUUUCCAGAAAAGACAGCUUCACCCGACUGACGAGCAGGUGGCCUGGAGAGCUGAGGGUGGUCUCAGGAUCCUGAGCAACCUGUGGAUGAAGCUUGCAAAGCAAAACAGUCCUAUGAGAGACCAGCUAGACGAUAUCACCAAGUCGUUCAUCUUCCCUCAGUUGUGCGACUCAAAUUUCAAAUGGUUGCAAACCAGAGCUUGUGAGACUGUCGCAAUGACCAGCCAUGUUUAUAAAGACAACCAGCUGUUGAGUGAUAUAUACGAGAUGCUGCUGAAAUGUUUCAACAAAUCCAGCCCUCUGCCUCUUCAGAUCGAGGCCAUCGACUCGUUGCGGUACUUGAUUUCAUACGAGCCUGUUGCUACUGCGCUCUCUCCAAAGAUUUCUUUGAUCAUGGCCGAGUUGCUGGAGUUGAGCAACACUCUGGAGAUGGAACUGAUCAACAACAUUAUGGACGAUAUUGUUGCCAAGUUUGCAAAAGAUUUGGAGCCGUUUGCUACUCAACUGGCUGGAAACUUGAACGCCCAGUUCUUGAGACUAGCGGAGGACCUGCUCAAGCUUCAAAGCUUGAACUCGGAUAAACAGACUUCUGAGGAGACAGAGAAAGAGUACCAGGCCUCGUCUAUCUUGCACACGUUCACCACAAUGGUGACAACUAUGACAUCGCAGAAGGAGAUCACAUACCAGCUGCUCAAGACCAUAGACCCAACAGCCAGAUUUGUUCUUGAGAAUGGACUAGCAAUUUUUCUCACAGAGACAAUGGAUCUGCUUGAGUCGGUCAACUACACUCUCAAGGCCAUGAUACCCGAAUCCUGGAGUCUGUACGAGUGCGUGAUGGAUUCGUUUGAGAACUACGGAUUUGAGUACUUCGACAACUACCUGGCAUAUUUUGACACCGUUUGCACUUACGGAUUCAAAAACGCAGAUAUCAAUAGCAACUUGCACCUGCAACAGUUUUUGACUUCUGUGCUUAGACUUUUGGACACAGACGACUUUGACGGAGACGAAGGAGUGGUGGAGUUUGUGUACGAGCUACUACAAGUGGUCCUUCUGUCUGUGGGGCCAAAUAUCGAGCCUGUUUUGCCGCAGAUACUGCAACCAGUUUUGCAAACGUCGAUCAAGUUGCAAUCCAACCCAGAAGACCGUGAGGUGUUUGAGAGCACUCUCAAGCCGCUGAUGAAGGUGUUCAUCUCGGCCUGCUUUGUGCGUCCGGUUGCAACUGCACAGGCCUUCGGAGACGCGUUCAUGAAAUUCAUCGAGCUCUGGUUCAACAACAGUGACACGCUUCUCACGACCGUGUACGAUCUCAAGCUACAGAUUCUUGCACUGAUAUCUUUGCUUAGCGGGGAGGUGGGCGCUCUUUCGGGCUUCAACGACGUGAUUUUGCACCGUCUCGUUUCCGCGUUCGAGAAACUGCCUGCCGCUAUUGAAAGAAGAGUGACACUCAUGAAAAGAGACAUGGCCAUCACCAAACUGGUGGAGCUUGGCCAGUACGAUGGAGACGGCUACAGCGAGGAAGACGACAUCGAGGAACUUGACCAGUUGACCAAGGACACGCCAAUAGACGCCAUCAACGUGGUAGACGAGUUCAAGUCGUUCUUUUCCAGAGAACAAGAAAAACUCAGACGGUUCCUUCCUCCGGAAAAACAGCAGUUCAUCACUGACCUAAUCAGUAAAUAA
Molecule: messenger RNA, 2952 nt
Organism: Ogataea philodendri
Lineage: Eukaryota; Fungi; Ascomycota; Pichiomycetes; Pichiales; Pichiaceae
Exons: 1
Coding region: 1-2952 (983 amino acids)
Biological process (GO): protein import into nucleus
Cellular component (GO): cytosol; nuclear envelope
Molecular function (GO): small GTPase binding
Source: RefSeq, a predicted model, not a curated record